CUGAUUGGCUGAAUAUUUAAAUGGUGAAACGCCCGCCUCUCUUGGAAAGCUUUUGCGCCUUCUCAGCGCCGAAUUCAAAAAACGAGAGGGCGAUGAGAGGAAGAGUUGCCGAGCUCUACCGUUAGUUUUGAUCUACACAGCCGGAGAGAUAGCUGAAGCACAAAAAGUAAAGAACAAAUGAGAAGAAUUAUUCAGGAAUAUAAUUAACCAAAGUGAGUGUGUUCCAUUGAAAAGACAGACAACAUGAAGUGCCCACAGUAUGACAUAGCCAAGGCCAAGAGAAACAUGGAGAAAUGCCCUCCAGAGAAGGCCUUUGGUCUUCAUGUGAAAGAGUCACCUUCAAAAGAACCCCUGCCUGUCAAACCACUAUGUCCCCCAGCUGAGAAGGUCUCCACUGGGUUGCUGGCAUCCCACAAUAGCACCUUGGGAGUGAUCCAUGACAAAGAAAACCAGACCUUCAAGGAGCAUGAGAGGACUUCGGAGGAAGCACUGGAGGACAGUGGCUACUUGUCUUUGCAAAACAGUCAAACUGAGGAAGACUACGACCACGGCCUAGCAAGACCACUGAAAGUCCUUCCAUCGCCAAAACGAUCAACUCUCUGUCAAGAGGGCACAGGUUUUAGCACAGCGACGCUGGUGGCGGCUUCUACACCUGUGAAUCACUGCAGGCGGCUGACUUACUCCUUGUCAUCCACCCCGUCCGAGCACCGCGGGAACUCCAACCUGCCCAUCAUAAAGUUCCAGCAGGCCGUGUGUGAAGAGCUCCAUAAGAGUUAUCAGAGGACAAAGAGGUACGACUGGAGCAUCAUCUCCAAGGUGGCCGAGGAUCACCUCCUGCAUCAGGUGAUCGGGCGCCAAAUGGGUCUGGAGUACGUGGAUGUCUUUUCAUCUCUUCUGUCCAAGAACAUGAGAUGCAUCCUCGCCAAAAUCCUGGCCCUGCUUGGAGAUCUAGACCUCAUCAGCUGCAGGAAGGUGAGCAGGACAUGGAGAAAGAUCAUUUGUGAAGACGGCGCCGCUCUGAGAAGGUGUGAGCAAACAGAGCAGAGGCUUCAGGAGUCGGUCAGCUCUGAGAGGCUAAAGGAUUGCGAUCUGACGAGAGACAUGGCCGUGUCCAGGGUGGUGCUGUCCUGCGUGCAGAAGGUGGCCUCCGCGCACCCUCCAUCAGCAUCACCAUCCUUGUCUACAAGCUCUGGCGUCAGACGGACAGCUCCCGCACAGAAGGGCGGCAAGUCUACCUCGCAGCGGUCUCGCUUCAAGGAAUUCACGCAGGCCGCCAGUAGCCUGAAGCAGCACCAGUCUCUGCGGCGCUGCAGCCAAUGCGGCUCACCGGCAACUCACUCGGCCGAGAUCCAGCGGGCCACCUGCACACGACGGACCUGUCAGUUCGACUUCUGCACCUGCUGCCAGGAGGCCUUUCACGGUUCGGCCCCGUGCCGGGUGGCGACCUCGUGGUCCCAUUUCACCUCCCCCAAAAGCACCACCAUCCUUGCGGGGAGCGCUCAGAGCAAAAAGAACGUGAGGAGGUUAUAGUGGUUGACUUGCAUUUAAAGCGGUCACGUUUGGACAGUGGGGUUUGUUUUCCACACAAGUUCAGUGUGGACGUGUGGGUGAUUUUAAAACUGUGCUGUUACACACACACACACACACACACUUGACUGAAUGAAUGGAUGGAAGCACUUGUUCUGAAACUGGACAAUCGCCCGGCGACUGGGUCUUAUUUGGGGAAAAUAUAAGCUGUUUCCUUUGAUGCAAAACCAAAAAUAACUGGUACUUUAAAUUGGAUAUUUUAAUGAUGUUUUAAAUUGAUUCAUGGUUGUAAAUAUUUCACUGUUUUUCCUCUUGUGCUUGUUUUAAAUAAAUGUGCUUUUGUAUGUUGAAA
Messenger RNA from Doryrhamphus excisus (bluestripe pipefish), 1879 nucleotides. It is a transcript of the gene fbxo5, whose product is annotated as F-box protein 5. The record is from RefSeq and is a predicted model, not a curated record. Gene Ontology annotation, cellular component: nucleus. Gene Ontology annotation, biological process: regulation of mitotic nuclear division; negative regulation of meiotic nuclear division. Lineage: Eukaryota; Metazoa; Chordata; Actinopteri; Syngnathiformes; Syngnathidae. Gene Ontology annotation, molecular function: protein binding.